This is a messenger RNA of Giardia duodenalis, 384 nucleotides long. Its product is annotated as VSP. The record is from RefSeq and is a predicted model, not a curated record. The transcript has a single exon. Bases 1 to 384 code for a protein of 127 amino acids. Lineage: Eukaryota; Fornicata; Diplomonadida; Hexamitidae.
AUGUUGGUAGGAUUUCUCCUAGUUUUUGUGGUAACACAGGCCAACUGCGCACCAGAGCUGACCAGAGCGGGCUGCAAGACGUGUAGCCCCGACGGCCAGACCUGCACGGCAUGCACCAACGAUUCUCACAACGUACAGGUCGACGGGAAGAGCUGCGAUGCCAACUGCCCGGAGCACUCCGCGGCGAACGGCCAGAAGGUGUGCGAGUGCGAGGGAGGAUACGGCCCGGUCACCGGAGAGAACAGGUGCGAGCCUUCUAAUACCAACAAGAGUAGCGGUCUUUCUACCGGCGCUAUUGCAGGCAUCGCUGUUGCAGCCGUCAUUGUCGUCGGAGGCCUCGUUGGCUUCCUCUGCUGGUGGUUCCUCUGCCGGGGCAAAGCGUAG